Messenger RNA from Seminavis robusta, 3073 nucleotides. NCBI's taxonomy places the organism in Eukaryota, Bacillariophyta, Bacillariophyceae, Naviculales, Naviculaceae. The record is from the annotation of a GenBank genome assembly.
AUCUCAACAUCUUUUUUUCAAAAAAGUCCAUUCUAUGGGUAAUAUAUAUACUUGCUUUCUCUUCCAGCAACACCAUGCAACUGAACGACAACUGCACUCUAGGCUUUGUAGGAAAGCUUCAAAAAGAUCUUUCCAUUGGCGGUAAUCACAUUUCUGUCGACCACACGGUCAAUUUCCAUGGGAGUUUCCGUCAAUCCCAACUUUUCCAAAUUGAUUUUGCACCAUCCCAACUUAUCAUCAAAACUACCGGUAUCAUCAUCUUUGAUCUUGCAGGUCAAUACCAUAUUGUCGAGCGUGGGGAUGUUAAAGGUGAAGGAUUCUCCGUAGACUGGAUUGAGAUUGUCGUUCUUGAUACUCGACUUUUGAAAUCCGUAAUCCACAUCCUUGAUCUGAUGCCAUAGGAUGUAUGAUUUAUACAAGGUAUAUCACAAAAAGAAAAAGCAAAGGAAGAAAGGGUCAGCGAAUGAAUGAAUACGAAAGCAAAGCAAAGCAAAGCAAAGCAAAGCAAAAGCAAAAGCAAAGCAAAGAUAUGCCUCGACUCUGGCACCCAGUGCUAUGCUGACAGGCAUAGCAUCAUGCGCUGUUCACACACUCACCCAAUUGUCCUGUUCCAAUUCAAAGCGAACAUAAGGAUCACUGGCAGUCAUGAGAUCCGCAUUGGGCAGGUUGGUGCAUUUGUCAAGGUAAAUGGUGAGAACUCCCAUGGUGGUGCUGAUACAGUGCAAUGAAAUUGAGUGAUAUGAUUUGAUUUGAUAUGAUAGCUCUCUUUUAUGAUGAUAUGAUGCUGAUGUAAUGAUGUUUGGUUGAUCUUGAGAUUCGAUUCUCAAGCGAAUGGAGGGAGUUCUUCCUUGCUUGGGUUGUGGGAGUUGUUCCGCGGAAGAUGGUCGGUUGGACAAUGAAACUUGCAUCGCCAAAAUCUGGCCGACCGCACCUCAUCACGCGCGCUUGUACGUAGGGUUAAGGCUGUUUUUUGGAUCCUAUCGCAGCGACAGGAAAGAAGCAUGAUCAUGCAUGAAAGAGACAACGAUGGUCGAACAGAUCGCGCACUUGGAUAACACCCCCCAAAGAUCCUUCAUUGACAUACUAUUAUUGCAAGUAGACCAUAGUUAUUACUAAUAAAAUGACGAGCAACACUGCUACUACAAGUGCUACUCUACCGAACUGGCACAGUCCAGUCAGUGAGAUUGAUGAUCCUGCUGUGCUACAAGCCUUUCAAGAUGCGUUGGAAGAUGUGCACACCCGCUUUCUCCUAAAUUUACCAUCGGAAGAAUUGGCCACGGCCGAUCGUAUUUUGUUCCAGAUUGAACAGGCAUGGUGGUUUUACGAAGAUUGGAUUUGCGAUCAACAACAAGCCGCACAACAAGAAUCGCUGUUGCCGCGGUUCAAGCAUUUGAAACCGUUUGCCGUGGAAAUGUUUCAAUUUUCGCCGCUCCUGCAAAUUGCCCAAUUUCCCGCCAUGUGGGAUAAAUUCUCCAAGUACAAGCGCAAAAUCUCCACGUAUGGGUGUAUUCUGUUGAAUGUGGAUUGUACCAAGAUUGUGCUGUGUCAAGAUUACAAUAGCAAAUCGUGGACGUUCCCCGCGGGCAAGAUCAAUCAAGGAGAAGAAGGCAUUGACGCGGCGACACGAGAGACGUACGAAGAAACGGGAUUUGAUGUCAAUUGUCGGUUGGGACUGACACAACAACAGCAACAACAUGCCACAACAACAACGUGGAAACAUCCGUUGCAAGAAAAGGAUGCCGUUGCCUUUACCGAAGAUGGUGGCAAGCAUCGAACCUAUUACAUUUGUCAUGGUGUCCCCGAGGAAUUUCCCUUUGGACCGGUCGUGCGCAAGGAAAUUGCGGCGGUCGAAUGGCAUCCCUUGGAAAAGGUCCCCAAACGAAACUAUGCCGUUCUCCCCAUUCUACCCAAAGUUCGUCGAUGGAUCAAACGGAACGUGCACAACAACAAAACACCCAAAAAGGGACGCGACAAGUCCAAUCAACGGGCCAAAUCCAAUCCCAAACAAAUAAUUCAACAGCAGCAGCAACAACGACAGGCCACACCCACCAACAAUAACAAACAAAAUAACAACAAUACGCCUCUCAAAAGCAACAAGACACCCGGUCGCAAAGGACAAGACAGUAAUACGACUAAUCGCAAGACACCCAAUCGCGGCGACCGCAAAAAACAAGGGUCUCGUGGCAAAGUACGACAAGACGAUCCGCUCUUGGUCACGGGCUUGGCAGCUGUUGGGGCGGAAAAUCGAUGGAGCGAAGAAGAAAUGUUUCAAGCCAAUGAACGAAUUCUCGGACGAAAAAUUGAAUACGACGGUAACCCACACGUAUUCUCGGAAGAAGGAUUUCAGGGCAUGGAUCCACAUCAUUUUCAUAUUGUGGGCGGUAACUUUUUGAAUUCCAAUACGGCCACAUUGGCACCACCGCCACCCACCAGUCGAUUGCAACAUUUGUUUCAUUCUGGUGGUAACGCAGCUGCUGCUGGCGGCAGCGAUCCGGAAGUAUUGACUCCCUUUUUUUCCAAUGACGGAGCCACGCCGUGGGGAGAAGUGGUGCCAGAAGUCAAGGAAUCCGUGGCAUCGCCCGAACGUCAUUUAAUGUUGACGGAUCGGUCUUCCACCAAAUUAGCUACUACCAAACCACCGCCCAAGAAAAAGAAUCCAAAGGCCAUUAUGGCGACCGCCGACAAUGAUUCUGAUUUGGUGUUCAUGACGGAUGAAGAAAUCACAGCCAAGAGUCAAAAAGAAAAACUGGCCGGCAACAACAGGCAACAACAACGACUCGAGCAACAGUACCAACAAGAUGUGCUCGAUGUGCAACGUUGGGUCAAGAGUUUACCACAGGGACCGCCCACCGAGCGUUUUGGAGAGUUCAAAUUCAAUGUGGAUGCGUUGAUGGAUGCCUUUUAUGCACAUUAUUAGGUACGAUAGGUACUGAAUCUAAAGUAGGGCUGACUUGAAGUACAAAUGAUGUGAAACACGUCUAGAAGUUAAAAAUAGUUGAUUUGUACACUUGAGGAGCCAACUCGGCGCAGCUUUCCCUCAGGCUAUUUAUUCAUCGAAGACCGCCCAGAGCCA